Trichomycterus rosablanca is the source of this 2538-nucleotide messenger RNA. It is a transcript of the gene anapc4, whose product is annotated as anaphase promoting complex subunit 4. The record is from RefSeq and is a predicted model, not a curated record. Lineage: Eukaryota; Metazoa; Chordata; Actinopteri; Siluriformes; Trichomycteridae. Gene Ontology annotation, biological process: protein K11-linked ubiquitination; anaphase-promoting complex-dependent catabolic process; regulation of mitotic metaphase/anaphase transition. Gene Ontology annotation, cellular component: nuclear periphery; anaphase-promoting complex. The transcript is spliced from 29 exons. Gene Ontology annotation, molecular function: protein binding. Bases 26 to 2434 code for a protein of 802 amino acids.
ACUGUUAAACCAACAACCAGUCACAAUGCCUGCUUUCCGACAAGUGGGAGAGAAGCAGCUCCCGAACCCUGUUCUCUACAUGGCCUGGUCUCCAAAGAGAGAUCUCAUAGCCUUAGCCAACACUGCCGGUGAGCUCCUGCUUCAUCGCCUUGCUAAUUUUCAGCGUGUGUGGAGUUUAGCACCAAAUGAAAACACAGGAAAAGAGAUCACUUCCUUGGCCUGGAGGCCUGAUGGCAAAAUCUUGGCAUUCAGUGUAGGGGACACAAAGCAGGUUAUCAUGUGUGAUGCAGAGAAAGCAGAGAUCCUCCACCUGUUUCCUGUAGACUCGCCUGUAUCCUGCAUGCACUGGAUGGAAGUGCAGAGUGAUAUCAGCUCAUCAUUUGGUGAUUCUGAGGAUGAGUCCAACUGUUUUCUACCCAAGCUGCCAACAUUACCAAAGAGUUACAGCUCCACAUCAAAGAUAUUUAGUGAAGAAAAAUCUGAUGAAGUCACUAACCUCUUGGGGGACGUAAGGCUUAAUAUCUUAGUGGUUGGGGGGCCGUCUGGUUUUGUGGAGCUGUAUGCAUAUGGCCUGUAUAAGAUAGCCACACUUGAAGGGGUCACAGGGACAUGUCGCAGUCUCUGUCUGUCCACUGAUCUCAAAUCUCUUUCUGUCAUUACGGAAAUAAGAUCAGCAGAAAAUUACUCUGAGAUCCACUAUGUUCAACUGGACACAGGACUGCUUUCUUCUUGCCUUCCAGAGUUGACCAGAAUGGCACGCAAAUUCACACACAUCUCUACUCUGAUACAGUACCUGCGUCUGUCUCUCACCUGUAUGUGUGAAGCUUGGGAGGAAAUUCUCAUGCAAAUGGAUCUGCGCCUCACCAAGUUUGUCCAGGAAAAGAAUACAAGCACUCAGGUUCAGGAUGAGUUCUUGGAGCUUCUGCUAUGGGGACAUGCCAGUCCUGAAUUGCAAGCACUUCUCAUGAACCAGUUGACAGUUAAGGGCUUAAAGAUGUUGGGCCAGUCCAUCGAGUCGUCCUACUCAAGCAUUCAAAAACUGGUCAUCAGUCAUUUACAGAGUGGUUCAGAAGCUUUGCUGUAUCAUCUGAGUGAGGUGAAAGGCAUGGCUUUAUGGAAGCAGAGGUUUCAGCCUCUUGGUUUGGAUCCUGCAGCAGUAGAGGAUGCAAUCACGGCAGUAGGUGCCUUUACACUGAAGGCUAGCGAACUCUUACAAGUGAUUGAUAAAAGUAUGAAGAAUUUUAAGGCCUUUUUCCGAUGGCUGUAUGUUGCAAUGCUACGCAUGUCAGAGGACCAUGUCCCAGCAGAACUAAACAAGAUGACCCAGAAGGACCUAGCUUUUGUUGCUGAUUUUCUCUCUGAGCAUUUCAGUGCUAAUAAAGAGCUGUUUGAUAGAAAAGGGAAGUACUUUAAUGUGGAACGGGUAGGGCAGUACCUGAAAGAUGAAGAGGAAGAUCUGGUGUCUCCACCAAAUAUAGAGGGCAACCACUGGGUGAAUUUUGUUCAGCAGAGCACACAUUUAAAAGAAAGCCCACUGCUGUUUCCCACCUACCCACAAAAGUCUCUGCACUUUGUAAAACGGCUGAUGGAAGGCACUAUUGACCUCUGUCUGCAAAAACCAGCGAAGGUCAUAGGGAGUUCAGUGAAGCAGGCUCAGUGUUUGCGUCUUUACAAAGUACAUGAGAGUCCUGAGAGCACACCACGGCUGUUUGAACUCCCAGCACUAUGGAAUGAUAAAAAUGCAAGUAUGAUCUAUGUAGUUUUCUGUAUGCCAGAGAUCUCACCCUCCAAAAUCUACAUCCUGAGAAGAGCGACAGACCCAAUCAGAUCUGUGCCUAAUGGUUUGGUGGCUAUAGACUUAAACCCUCACUGCAGUACUAAUGAUGAAACAGAGCCGACAGAUCGCUCCUAUACAUGUCUUGAUGCACGUCUCUAUGACGAUGAGACGUUGACUGUGGUGUUACAGGGCCAGGAGGAUGGUGAAAAUAGGCUCCGUCUCCUCGCUCAGCUUCCCCUUGGCUCUGCAAUCAGCUGUGAGGAGGAGUUUAACUGGGACACUACCCACAGGUUGGAUGAGCAAAGUGGUGAAAUUCCCGUACGGGGGCUGUCUUGGGGAAAUCUGAGUCGAGAUCUAGAGAACAUGAAGGCUCAGUUUGUGGCUGUAAAUGGAGUCCGUAAAGUAUCCUGCGUGCUGAGUUCAAACCUCCGUCACAUCCGUGUAUUUGAGAUGGACGUAGAGGAUGAGGAGGAUGAAGAGGGGGCAGAUGAGUCUCAGGACAUCAGCUGUGAUCAGGAUGAACUGGGGGAGACCUCAAGCAAUCUAGGAGUGGAAGCAGCAGGUGAAGAAGGAAAUAGAGGAGCAGAGGCAUGUGAGGAGAUGGCGGAGGGGGGAGGGGACACCCUGGAACACACUUCACUGUCAGACACACUUUGACCUUUGAUGUCGCUGGUUGUCUUACCCCAGUGCAGUUUUGUAAGAAGUGCACAGGCUACUCCAACACUGUUCUCUUGAAAUUAAAUAAACAUUUUCUGUACUUA